Molecule: messenger RNA, 456 nt
Organism: Phytophthora nicotianae INRA-310
Lineage: Eukaryota; Oomycota; Peronosporomycetes; Peronosporales; Peronosporaceae
Exons: 2
Coding region: 1-456 (151 amino acids)
Source: RefSeq, a predicted model, not a curated record
AUGGACAUCACAGAGCUUCUAAACGCCGUAGACAACGCUUCGAGUGACUGGGAGUUUGACGAUGAUGAACCUGAUCUGUCAGUGGAGGAUGGGGUAGCGUCUGACGAGGCGUCCGCUGACCUUGCAGUGGAGGAGGAGGAGGAAGAGGUAGAAGCUGGCGAGGAGUCCCAACCUGCACAAGGCUCGGUCCGUCGUACCGGCAACGAGUACAUAGAAAAUCUGAUUCGAGACAGUGGCCUUCACAUUAUCCGCGAGAGAGAGGGAAAAGAGCUUAUGACCUCCGUCGAAAUGGAUGCAUUUUUUGGUCUGGAAAUUGCCACUAGUAUCUCUCCAUUCACAGAGCUAGCUGAAUUUUGGUCGACAAAACUAUUCCUUGGACAGAACGAUUUUGCGUCGACUAUGCCUAGGAAUCGCUACCAAAACAUCCGUGGAAAGACUACAGACUCACCCUCCUGA